AUGUUAGCAACAAUUAAGGGCAGAGGGGUUCAGCCAGGACUUGGUACCAGUGAGGAACGUCAGGGCUCAAGUCCCAUUAAUAAGUUAUUUAUGUUGGCCUUGAAAUACCUUCAGCACUGGGCUUCCUCUGAUUUGGUCAGCUUAUCAGCCCAAGUCUGCAAAAAUUUCUGUUUUUUUUCAGGUGUCUGUGGUGUUGCUGUGGGUUACCCUCUGGACACAGUAAAGGUCAGAAUACAGACAGAAAAGAAGUAUUCCAGCAUUUGGCACUGUGUUCGAGAUCUUUACAAAGCAGAAAAGCUCUCUGGGUUCUACAGGGGGCUCUCUCUUCCUGUGUGCACGGUGUCUUUGGUCUCCUCAGUCUCCUUCGGCACUUACAGGCACUGCCUUUCUCACAUCUGCAAGCUCAAGUAUGGCAAUGCAGACAUGAAGCCCUCGAAAAUGGACAUCACCCUUUCAGGAUGUGCAUCUGGCAUUGUCAGGGUGACGCUGACAUCCCCUACUGAAGUGGCCAAAAUCCGACUGCAGACACAGAAACAGCGUCCAUCAAUAUCUUCUUCUUCCCCCAGCAGUCUCCUUCCUCCACCCAAGUACCAAGGUCCCCUGCACUGCCUGAAGACUGUGGCCAAGGAGGAAGGCCUGGGUGGCCUCUAUAAGGGCAGCUUGCCUUUGAUGUUCCGAGAUUGCCACUCUUUUGGCACCUACUUCCUCUCUUACUCCAUCAUAUGUGAAUGGCUCACUCCUGCUGGACAAAGUCAGCCAGACAUCCUGGGUGUGCUAUUCUCUGGUGGCUGUGCAGGUGUCCUGGCCUGGGCUGUGGCCACCCCCAUGGAUGUGAUCAAGUCUCGUCUACAGGUGGACGGGCUGGGCCAGCAGAAGUACCGGGGAUUCAUCCACUGCAUCACCAGAAGUGUGAAGGAAGAAGGAGUGAGGGUCUUGUUUAAAGGACUAGUUCUGAACUGUUGUCGGGCCUUCCCGGUGAACAUGGUGGUCUUUGUCUCCUAUGAAGCUGUCCUGAAACUUACCCGGAGUUUCACAACAUAACUGACUCCUUUCCUCAACCCUAACCUAAAGGUGGCUCCAUUUGUGGAUGCAAAACAAGCUAGGUUAGAGAGAGGCCUGGGGCAGAACUGACCUGAAUUUCAGACUUCCAAUCCAAGGCUCUAACAGCCAAGUGUGAUAGGGGCUGGAGGGUCAUGCAGGGCACCCUUAAGAUGAAUGGUCAGGAGUCUGAGGUGGCAGCUUCCCAUUGCCCACUUCUUUUUGGGGUCUCAGUAUUGCUCUGAAAGAGACACCCGGCCAAAGGGGCUCACGGGUCACAGUUUAAAUGGUCCAUGUCUGUCUUCUUAGAAUAGGCAGCUCUCGGGCCCCAGGACUUCAGCACUGCCCUAUCCAUAGGGCCUGCCUACCUCACCCACUCUUUAAAAAGCUUCUGAGGACAUCCCAAUUCUUCAGUAUGUACAUAUUGAUCAUGUGUCACAUUUUCAGAUGUUUUUUAUAAAUGUCAUGAGUGUAAACUUUCAGAUGUUUUAAGCUAUAUGUAAAUAAAUGAAAUGUUUUUGGAAGGCUUUCA
Gracilinanus agilis (Agile Gracile Mouse Opossum) is the source of this 1570-nucleotide messenger RNA. It is a transcript of the gene SLC25A47, whose product is annotated as solute carrier family 25 member 47. Gene Ontology annotation, molecular function: transmembrane transporter activity. The transcript has 6 exons. Gene Ontology annotation, cellular component: mitochondrion. Bases 1 to 1041 code for a protein of 346 amino acids. The record is from RefSeq and is a predicted model, not a curated record. Lineage: Eukaryota; Metazoa; Chordata; Mammalia; Didelphimorphia; Didelphidae. Gene Ontology annotation, biological process: transport.